This is a messenger RNA of Strongylocentrotus purpuratus (purple sea urchin), 720 nucleotides long. RefSeq lists its product as uncharacterized. The record is from RefSeq and is a predicted model, not a curated record. Lineage: Eukaryota; Metazoa; Echinodermata; Echinoidea; Camarodonta; Strongylocentrotidae. The transcript has 2 exons. Bases 1 to 720 code for a protein of 239 amino acids.
AUGUUCCUAGCUCUGGUGAAUGAUGCCGCACAUGAUAUCGAGCAUCAUUGGAAAUAUGUUGACGACCUAAGCCUUCUCGAGAUUCGCACGACAUCGGCACCACCGAAACUACAGGACCAUCUUGACGAAUUAGAAAAUUGGAGUAAAGACAAUGACAUGAAAUUCAAUACCACCAAGAGCAAUGCCAUGUCUGUCAACUUCACGAAACGUACCAUCAACACUCCUUGUUUGCGUCUCAAUGAUGAGCCUCUGAAAACAACGGAAUCCCAGAAAAUACUGGGCGUGCACUUACAAUCCAAUCUCAAGUGGGACAAACAAGUUGGUGAUAUGGUAUCAAGAGCGGGAAAGCGAGUAUUUAUGAUAAGUCGUCUUCGAAAGGCAUCCAUCCCAAGUUGUGACUUAGUCAACAUCUACUCAUCCUACAUACGUCCUAUUUUGGAGUAUUCAUCUCCCCUUUGGUCCCCAAGCAUCACUGCAAAUCAGUACAAUGAUAUUGAGAAAAUCCAGAAACGUGUCUGCCGCAUCAUUAUGAAGGACCAGUAUGUUUCUUACGACCAUGCUCUAGAGCACCUCUCCAUCUGUCGUAUGUCGGAGCGUCAUGAACAACUACUGGAUUCCUUUGCUCGAACGGCUGCUUCUGGCAUGAUUCUCAAACGCACUACCGAGGAGAAAGGUGACGUUGUAGCCCCGGUGAAUGAGCUGUUCUCCAAUGGCCGCUGA